GCCACUGCAACGGCUCUACUCUGCAAACGGCAUCGUCUCAGCUUUCGCCUCCAAAAAAUGAUAUCCUUUCUCUGUCACGGACUAGGGUUCUCUUUUUCCUUUUACACUGAAGCAUAUACUCAUUUCAGUUAUGGCGCUAAAAUUAUUUCCAGUGCAAUUUCCAAUCUUUUCACCACUAUUAAACCCGAAUCCGAUUCAGAACCCAUCCCAACGCCCUCUCUUCGAGGUCCACUUCUCGCGGUGGAAUAACGCGAACGCUAGAAAAUUCAACGAACAGCGACGCGCCCAGAAAGAAAUCGAGGACGACAUCCGCCGUCAACGCCGCUUCGAUUCGGCCACCAAUAUCGUUCAAAACUACGAUUCUGCCACAAAGACCACAAGCACCGAGACUUUCAAAUCCAUAGGCACUCCUUCCUCUCCUUCAACUCCCUCUAUUCCGGGCAGGAAAUCGAAGUACUCCAAACCCAAAACCCAUCCGGCAUUUCGUCGAGUGUCCACCAGAAUAACCCAACCGAAGGAUGAUGAGAGUCCAAUCGAGAGAAAUGCAAACAUCAAACUCAGUGAAGACGGUCUCUCUUAUGUUGUCAAUGGCGCACCAUUUGAGUUCAAGUACAGCUACACUGAGUCUCCGAAGGUCAAGCCUCUUAAACUGCGGGAGCCGCCGUUCUCGCCAUUUGGGCCGACCACAAUGAGCCGGCCGUGGAUUGGGCUGCCACCGAAGACACCGAAAAAGAAGAGGUUGAGGGAAUUUGACUCGUUUAAGUUGCCACCGCCAGAUAAGAAAGGCGUGAAGCCGGUUCAGUCUCCGGGGCCGUUCCUGCCAGGAUCAGGUCCGAGGUAUGUGUAUACAAGGGAGGAGAUACAGGGGGAGCCGUUAACGCGAGAUGAAGUUAAGGACUUGAUCAAAGGGUGCUUGAAGACGAAGCGCCAAUUGAAUAUGGGUAGAGAUGGUCUGACGCACAACAUGUUGGAUAAUAUACAUGCCCAUUGGAAACGGCGGAGAGUGUGUAAGAUCAAAUGCAAAGGAGUAUGUACAGUUGAUAUGGACAAUGUUUGCCAGCAAUUAGAGGAAAAAACUGGAGGAAAGGUUAUUCACAGGAAAGCAGGGUUGGUAUACCUUUUUCGAGGCAGAAACUACAACUAUAGGACUCGCCCCCGCUUUCCUCUUAUGCUGUGGAAACCUGUUACACCUGUGUAUCCGAGAUUGAUUCAACGGGCUCCGGAGGGUCUAACAGUGGAAGAAGCAGCUGAAAUGCGCAAGAAAGGACGGGACUUGAUACCGAUACGCAAACUAGCAAGAAAUGGUGUGUUCUAUAAUCUAGCACAUGAAGUCAGACUGGCAUUUCAAGUAUGUGAAUUGGUCAGAAUAAAUUGUCAAGCGAUUGUAAGAAGUGACUGCCGGAAAAUUGGUGCCAAACUCAAGGAUCUUGUUCCAUGUGUGCUACUCUCAUUUGAAGACGAACACAUACUUAUGUGGAGGGGAAGGGAUUGGAAGCCCUUCUUAACGGAACCUGUAAAUGAUUGUAAAGAAGGCAAGGGACUGAAUGCUACUAUUGCAGCUUCUAUUGCACCAAUUGUGGAAGACCAAAAAGCUGAAAUGGUCUCAAUCAAAGAAGUUAUCAAUGUGCAAAAUAUGGGCACAGCUGCUGCUGGCUGUGAAGAGCAAACAGAGGAUCAGUCUACAUUUCAUAUAGGUGGGCCGGCAGCUGUGGAUGCCAGUUCAACCACAAGAGAAAUGAAUGAGAGUAAUCCCACAUCAGAUAAUGCAAGUAGUUCUUCUGUUAAUGUGUGUGAAACUAUCAGAGAUACAUUUGGUAGUGAAGCAGCAGCAGGCUAUGAAGAGCAAACAGAGGGUCAGUCUCCAUUUCAUGUAGAUGGGCCUGCAGCUGCGGAUGCUAGUUCAACUACAAGGGAAAUGAGUGAAAGCAAUACCACACUAGAUGAUGCAGGUAGCUCUGCUGUUAUUGGGUCUGAAACUAUCAGCAACGUAUUUGGUAGUGAAGCAGCAUUGAAUAAUUUGAGCCGUGCUAAUGAAAUGUCAGCAGCUAUAUCAGUGGAAUCCGACACUGUGUUAGAAAGUGUUGGGAGCACCGGGAAGCUCCAAGAUGCUUUAGUGGACUCGAGUGAUGUUGCUGAACAAGAAAAUUUGAGUGCGCUUUGCGUAGAUGGAGUUCUACAAUUGUUGAAACAAGCUGUUGAGAGCGGAAGUGCAGUCAUAUUAGAGGAUGCCAACUUGGAUGCUGAUAAUGUUUAUGAAAAAGCAGUUGCCUUUGCCCAGUCUGCUCCACGUGGUCCUGUUUUUAGAAUUCAAAAACCCAGGAAGGUAUGGAUUCGAAAGUCUGAUGAGGAGCAAGAAAGCAAGGAUUUGGAAGCUAAAGAAGUAACAACCAUUUCUCAUACAGAAAAAAGCAAGAAGAAGAAAAGUUUUAAACUUCCAAGAAAUGAAAGAUCACAUGAACAAUCCAUGGAUUCAGCACCAUUAGGAAGCCUAGGGAUAGAUGAACUUGCUAAACUGCUAGCAUGAUACUAACUGAUUUUUUUUUUUACAUGUAGAGUUGCUGCUAAUAAAUAAAAUUCUUCAACAUGUCCAUUCUUCCCUUUGUAUUCUCUCCAUAUUGUUAUUUGUAUUUUUGAUUCCAAUGGCUUUUUCUAGUGUCA
This is a messenger RNA of Jatropha curcas, 2658 nucleotides long. RefSeq names its product RNA-binding CRS1 / YhbY (CRM) domain-containing protein (gene CAF1). The record is from RefSeq and is a predicted model, not a curated record. Lineage: Eukaryota; Viridiplantae; Streptophyta; Magnoliopsida; Malpighiales; Euphorbiaceae. Gene Ontology annotation, molecular function: RNA binding. Gene Ontology annotation, biological process: Group II intron splicing.